Cantharellus anzutake is the source of this 1314-nucleotide messenger RNA. Its product is annotated as arsenical pump-driving ATPase. Gene Ontology annotation, cellular component: GET complex. Gene Ontology annotation, biological process: post-translational protein targeting to endoplasmic reticulum membrane. NCBI's taxonomy places the organism in Eukaryota, Fungi, Basidiomycota, Agaricomycetes, Cantharellales, Hydnaceae. The coding region runs from base 1 to 960 and encodes 319 amino acids. The transcript has 8 exons. The record is from RefSeq and is a predicted model, not a curated record. Gene Ontology annotation, molecular function: ATP hydrolysis activity; ATP binding.
AUGGCUGAAGAGACGCUUGAACCAACCCUUCAGAAUAUACUGGACCAGGAAACUCUAAAAUGGAUCUUCUGUGGCAAAACCACUACGUCUUGCUCACUGGCGAUUCAGCUUGCUGCUGUUAGGGAAUCAGUUCUCUUAAUUUCGACAGAUCCCGCACACAAUUUAUCAGAUGCGUUUGGGCAGAAAUUUAAUAAGGAAGCCACGAAAGUUAAUGGAUUCGAUAAUCUUUAUGCUAUGGAAAUUGAUCCAAAUGGUUCUAUUCAAGAAAUGGUAGAGGCAGCUGACGAACAGGGGGCCAUGGGGGCUAUGAUGCAAGAUCUAGCCUUUGCUAUCCCCGGUGUUGACGAGGCAAUGGGAUUCGCAGAAAUAAUGAAACAUGUCAAAUCUAUGCAGUACAGCGUUAUCAUUUUCGACACCGCUCCUACUGGGCAUACACUAAGAUUUUUGUCGUUUCCCACUGUGCUUGAAAAAGCCCUCGGAAAAAUCAGCCAACUGGGAGGUCGGUUUGGCUCCAUGAUGCAGCAGAUGUCCGCUAUGAUGGGUGCUCCACAGGGAGGUCAGGAAGACAUGUUUGCGAAACUGGAAAGCAUGCGAGCCGUUAUCACCGAGGUGAACGCGCAGUUCAAGGACCCUGAAAAAACAACAUUUGUGUGCGUGUGCAUUUCAGAAUUUCUGUCGUUGUAUGAGACGGAACGACUCGUCCAAGAAUUGACGGCGUACGAAAUUGACACACACAACAUCGUCGUGAACCAAUUGCUGUUCCCUGCGAAAGAUUCAAAUUGCCAACAAUGUAAUGUUCGGCACAAGAUGCAGCAGAAGUAUCUGAACGAGGCGCACGAGCUCUACGACGAAUUUUUUCACAUUAUUCAGCUACCGUUGCUGACGGAAGAAGUCCGAGGUCCGGAAAAGCUGAAGAACUUCAGCGAAAUGCUGGUCAAGCCGUAUGGCCCACCCUCAUGAAUGAAGGUGUUUUACCCAGAAGUCAGGCUCCGUCACAUGCUGGACUCGUUGAUUGGGCAUUGAUCGGGUGUUGCAUGUCGGCUUAGGUGUUGGGUUGAUGUUUUAGUUUUUUGUGUCUUGAUUUCAUAACGCCGCAGAUGGUGGUGGAGCUUGGCAAUGAUGGAGGAAUAUCAUGGGGCAUCAUCAGUCCAGCGUAUGUUCCCUGCUCACCAAUAAUCAACAAAUCGCAGAAAAGAAACCGCUUGGAGGGUCGCAGAACUAGGAGCGAAGGCCUAGAUUGACGAUCAGCGUGUUGACGGUUAUGUGUGCCGGGAGGCGUAUGACGUCAUAUUCAAUUGGAGGGACGGUUUCUUU